This is a messenger RNA of Corticium candelabrum, 1055 nucleotides long. RefSeq lists its product as uncharacterized. The transcript has 2 exons. The coding region runs from base 12 to 1055 and encodes 347 amino acids. Lineage: Eukaryota; Metazoa; Porifera; Homoscleromorpha; Homosclerophorida; Plakinidae. The record is from RefSeq and is a predicted model, not a curated record.
AUGUUAAUGAAAUGGCGGAUGAGUUGGACUUGUGGGGAGAGAGAAUGGAGCGCGAGGGUGCGUUUGUCAUCAAAGGAGUGAAGUCCAAGAUCAGGCGUAAGCCGAGAACUUACAGAACCAACUCGCAACUCACAAUGACGACAAAAAACUUGUCUCAAACGUUGAAGCUCACGCUACAGUCGAAAGAAUCAAAUGGCAGAGACGACAGCAACUGCAGUACCCCGGAUGAUGAUACAUCGUUGGCAUCAGACGACCUCAACUUGGGUCUAUCGGAUGACUUAGAGGACGACACAAUGGAUCAAGCAAACAGCUCAGUCCCUCCCAAUGCAAAUCGACGCGAGAACAUCAAAGACCGAGCAAAGAGCGCCGAGUGGUUCACAGCACCAAUACAUCGGAUUGAGAGUACAGAUCCAAGGGAUAAUGCUCUCAUACAGAAACUCAAAAACAGACCACAUACUCCUACAAGCUUUACUCUAGGAAGCCAGCGGUAUACACCAUCACCACGAUUUAGGGUUGAUUCACCUGAUAAUGUCAAGCAUCUAGGCCGACCCGACAGACGAGUGUUCUGGGAGAACGUGGACAGAAAUCGCAAAACAAAUGCAGUUACCAGACCAAGCACAUCGACACCAAUUCAUCACAGAGUGGGAUUCUUUGGAUCAACGCCCAUUAAACAAGCAUGGAGACCCCACACUGCAUCAGGUCUUGUCUCAGAGUUGCCCACAAGAUCCAAAGAUGGAAAGCACAGAGCGAUGCCUCCACGCACAACACUCGCAGAGUCUCUUCCGAAUUUAGAAAGAGAGAGCCCUUAUGUGGAUAGAAUCGCUCGCUUGCGAUUGAAUGGACUAAAACUAGAGGAGGACAUCCUCCUGGAGCUUAAACGUCGGCAAGAACUCGAUCGUUUGAGAGGCCCCUUUCCUCGUUGGUACGAGCUACGGACACGAGAGUUUCACCACGAAGCAAAGAGAAACAACGAGAUGCUGCAACGAUCGGCCGAAUGGCAAGACAUGUUGGAUUACACGAAAAAACUGAUCAGAACUAGCAGUAGAGCUCACUGA